UGGGCAAAAGUCCAGAGGAGGUUUUAAAGUGUUGGGAAGCACUCAGAAUGAAAUACGCCAGAGAAAAAAGGAAGGUGAAACAAGAAAUGCCGAAAUCAGGGUCCAGUGGAGGGAUGAAGAGAAAAUACAACACAAAAGAUUGGGAGCUUCUUCCAAUAAUGAGGUUCCUGGACAAAACUUUGGAAAGACGUCCAGUUUUCGAACAAUUAGAUGUCCUUGAUGUAUGCAGUACGAUCCAGGAGAGCCCAAGUAUCAUAAACGUACCAGAAACUAAUUUGGAAAGGAAUUCAGAUGUUCCUUGUUCACUUGAUGAUGAGAUGGCAGAAGAAUUUCCUUCGAGCUUUGAUGGACGAUCACAAAAUAUUCACCCAGAAGAGGAUCACGUGGCCGUUCUUGACCCAGAUAUAUCCUGCCAACAGCAAACACUUGUAACUGAGAACCAAAUUCCCGGAGCCUCCAAAAACAUGUGUCAAAAAAAUCAGCAAAAACGUCCAUUGGAAAAUGAAUUUCCGAUAGCAACGAAGAAAGCCAGGGCAAAUGCAAAAACAUAUGAAGAUGAGAGGCGAACCUUCAUCAAUAAAAUUACUGAGAUCCUAACAACAUCGCAAACAACAUCAAAUGACCCGAAGAAUACAGAAGAAAGGAUGGCACAGGCCUAUGCAGACUACGUUAAAAUGAGAUUUCUUAAUUGGAGCAAAGAAAAAAUGAUUGAAGGAUUUGCAAUGCUGAAUGAAACUAUUGAGGAAAUAGAGAAGAAAAAAAUGUAGUUGUGUUUUUUUUUCUUUAUCAAAUCCUAUUGCCCUUUACAUAGUCCUUCAAGUAAUCUCUGAUACGACUGGCAUUCCUAGUGUAGUUGUGAGACCCAAUGUGAAUAUUUGCAGGAAUGUCUUGCAAUAUUGAUCCUCGAACUUCUUCCCUCCACUCUCCUUCGAUUAAUCUACCAUUCUGCUCCCUAUCAGUGUAUUUUGGCGGCGCAUAAUUGUGCUUGUUACUAGUGCACAGCAAAUUGUGGAGAGUCACAGUAGCUUGUAUCAUGGAAUCUACUGUUUCUGGAGCUGCACAAAUAGUACGAUGAAAAAUGCGCCAUCGCGCACUUAAGAUUCCGAAUGCAUUUUCAAUGACACGUCGAGCUCUGGAAAGCCUCAUAUUAAAGUUUUGGUAGUCUUGACCCAAAAAUCUUCCAGCAUAGGGAACUUGACACCAUUCUCGCAGUCCAAAUGCUUCAUCUCCAACGAAAAAGUAGGGAAUAUUUUCUCCUCCUGGAAUGAUGGGAGAACUUUUGGGAAAAUUAAUUUUUCCUGCCUCUAAGAUACGUCCUAAUUGCGAAUCCUUUAAAAUUCCACCGUCCGAAGAAGAUCCAUAAGAACCAAUGCUAACAUACAAAAAUCUGUAAUGAGCAUCAGCGAUACCAAGGAGCACAAUACUGAAAUAUCCCUUGUAGCACCAGUAGAGGGAUCCACUAUUAUUUGGUGCUCUGAUUUUUGCAUGUUUACCAUCGAUGGCACCGCAUGUGUGUGGGAAAUUCCAAUUGACGGCAAAUUCAUCAGAAACCGUUUUCCAAGUGGAUUCUGUUAGAGGAGGAAACGCAUAGUGGGCUAGAUGAGCGUUUAGCAGAACACAAACUUCUUGUAUGAUCUUGCAUACUGUUGAUAUACCAAUACGGUAGCAGGUAGCCAGAGUAAAGUAAGAAUCUCCUGUCGCCAGAAAUCUAGGCAGGUGUAUUAAAGUGUUAAACAAGAAAGACGAAUUAUGAGUUCAAAUCACCUGAGAGUCACCAUAAGCCUGAGUUUUGCACUUAGCGGUUCACGAACUACGUAUUUUCUUUCCAAGACUGGUCUCAGACGUUUCAGAAUCCACUCAAACUGGUCGCAAUCCAUUCGGAAGUACAUAAAAUACCAUUCAGGAUCUCGAUUACUCAUUUCCCGGACCAGUGUCUCUUCGUGACCAAGAUCCUUUCUCAACCUUAAUAUGGGACGAACCCAACAACUCUUCUUUCUUUUCCUUUCACUGUCCUCUAUUUGCAUAUCAAGCAAUUGAAGAUACGCUCUGAUUGAUAUUUCACACAAUUCACGAAGGUUUCGACUCAUUUUUAUCAAUUAGGUUAGAUAUCAAAACAAAAACAAACAAAUGUCAAAAA
This is a messenger RNA of Phlebotomus papatasi, 2137 nucleotides long. RefSeq lists its product as uncharacterized. The transcript has 2 exons. NCBI's taxonomy places the organism in Eukaryota, Metazoa, Arthropoda, Insecta, Diptera, Psychodidae. The record is from RefSeq and is a predicted model, not a curated record. The coding region runs from base 48 to 767 and encodes 239 amino acids.